Phalaenopsis equestris is the source of this 2977-nucleotide messenger RNA. RefSeq names its product mitogen-activated protein kinase kinase kinase 5-like. Gene Ontology annotation, molecular function: protein kinase activity; ATP binding. The transcript has 11 exons. Lineage: Eukaryota; Viridiplantae; Streptophyta; Magnoliopsida; Asparagales; Orchidaceae. The record is from RefSeq and is a predicted model, not a curated record. Gene Ontology annotation, biological process: protein phosphorylation. Bases 319 to 2619 code for a protein of 766 amino acids.
UUGAAAACCAAGAGACCGAUCAUGGAUUCUGCAAUCCCAAUCAGAGGAAGGUUCCCAUUUUUGACCUCACCCUCUAAGCCGCGUGCUCUCUUUCUCUCUCUCCGCACACCACAUCGCAACAAAUCCCCAACGAACACCUCACAACCGCAUCAACAACAAAGGUCGGUCGUUCCUCUCCUCUUCCACAGCUCCGUCGCCGACGACCGGUAAGAUGGCCGGCGGCGAUCAAGGUUAACUCUUCUUCAUCUUCAUCAUAUGCUUCCCUUAUAACCCUUCCCUUCUCUACCAUGUUGUUCCUACCCUUUUCGUCCCCUGGAGAUGCCUUGGUGGAAAUCCUCUUCCUCUUCCUCUUCCUCUUCUGCAUCAUCCCUGGAUCGGAAACAAAGACUGUCCUCCUCGGCCGGCGCGUCGCCGUCUAAGAACACGCGCAGGGAAUCAUCUGCUUUCUUGUGGAGCAAGCGCGGGGAGUCUGCACGGCCGCGGCUCGAGCGGCAGUGCAGGCUGCGUCCCUUUGCGGAGGUGGGUGUUGCAGCUCUGAACGCCGUGAGUUCUACACCGGUGUCGAGGUCGCCGAGUAAUCUUGAUUCAGUUCCCCUGCGGUUAUCGUCCUCGCCCGUGCUUCACCCGUUGCCAUUGCCGGAGCAGCUGCAUAAUAAUGGGAUAUGUACGGCGGGCAGCACCUGUGCCGGUUGCCGGUUGCCGUCACCCAAGGGCGGGGGAUUGGAGCUGGAGGAGGUAAGUGGUAGCGGGGUGGAUUGCUCUGUUGCAAUAACGACUGAGGUGAAUGGGGAGAGGGUUCCUGCUGCAGCUGGAAGCAGGCAAGCUUGUCAUAACACUCAGAAGAGUUCAGAGCAUAUUGAUCGGCCAAAAAAGGGAUGGAAUUUUAGUAGUCAUAGAAAGGCAAUUCAUGAUCCGAAGUCUCCUGAAAGUGUAACCUUUAGGUUAAACAUACCUGCUAAAAGUGCUCCACCGAGUGGCUUCUCAAGUCCUGCGCUUAGUCCUCGGAGAUUGAGUAAUGUUGAUGUUUUCCAUUCUACAUUCAAUGUUUCGCAAGGGCUGCAGUCUUGUUUUGCUCCUGAUGCCCCUUAUGUGGACAUGAUGAUAAGCAUGUCUCCCCAGGCAUCACCUGAGAAAAUUCAUAGCAGUCCAGAUAGAUCACCGUUAUAUAGUCCAGCAAUUAAAAGUUCUGUUCCAAUGUCAAAAAAUCCAAGUGCGCCGCAAUCUCCUCUUCAUCCUAAGAUGUAUUCAGAUGGUUCUGGUGCAUGGCAUGACAAUAAUAUGAAUGUCCACCCUUUGCCUCUCCCUCCGGGACCUUCUGUUCAUGUGCAGUCUAGUUUUUCUCAUCAAAAUGUGUCAAAAAAUGAGGGGGCUUUGAUGACAAGUCAGUGGCAGAAACAAAAACUUAUUGGCAGCGGUACAUUUGGGAAUGUUUAUAAAGCUACCAACAGGCAUACGGGUGCUUUAUGUGCCAUGAAAGAAGUAAAUAUAAUCCCUGAUGACCCUAAAUCUGCUGAGUGUCUGAAACAACUGGAACAGGAAAUCAGGGUUCUUAGUAAAUUGAAGCAUCCCAACAUUGUGCAGUACUAUGGCAGUGAGUUGACUGAGGAUCAUUUUUACAUAUUCCUAGAGUAUGUAUAUCCUGGUUCAAUUAACAAGUAUGUUCAAGAACAUUGUGGAGCUAUGACAGAAUCUGUUGUUCGUAAUUUCACACGCCAUAUUCUCAAAGGGCUGGCAUACUUGCAUAGCACAGAUAACAUCCACAGGGACAUCAAAGGUGCAAAUUUACUUGUUGAUGUCAAUGGUGUGGUAAAGCUUGCAGACUUUGGGAUGGCGAAACAUUUAAGUAGAGCUGCGCCUGCUCUUUCCUUAAAGGGUACUCCAUACUGGAUGGCUCCAGAGGUUGUACAAGCUACAAUGUCAAAGGAUGUUGGUUAUGAUUUCGCUGUUGAUAUUUGGAGCUUGGGUUGUACAAUUAUUGAGAUGUUUACUGGGAAACAUCCUUGGAGCGGACUUGAGGGGGCUGCUGCUAUGUUCAAGGUAUUGCAUAAAGAUCCGCCGAUACCCGAGACUCUCUCAUCUGAGGGUAAAGAUUUUCUGCAGCGUUGUUUCCGAAGAAACCCAGCAGAAAGACCAACUGCAAGUAUGCUACUUGAUCACCCCUUUAUUCGCAACUCAAACCAUUACAAUCUCCAUGGCUCCAUUCAGGCUUUUGCAGGACUCAAACUUAAUGAGAUCACUUACAGCCCGAGAGAUAAACCUAGAUCAAAAAGCGAACCUACGAUGAAGGGAAGACAGUCGGCCAAUGGUGAAUUAAAUCACUCCCACGCAGAGACUUCUGAACCCAUGGCUGUCCGGCUUCCGCCGCGCUCGGCACCCGAGGUUAUGCACAGUUUAUUUCCACAUUCAAAUCAUUCUCUGCCAGGCCCUUCAGGAUCUUCAAUGAAUUCCACAAAUGGCUUUCACUCUGGCUCUUCAAUGAAUGUUUUGAAUGGUUUUCAGUCUGCUUUGGGUAACUAUCAUCAGCCGGCCUCUCCAAAUAACGUUACAAGUGCUAUUCAUUCAGGUAUAACUACCCAUCAUCCCUAUGCGCUACCAAGGCCCCUUGUAAAGGAUUUUUAAGAAGUUUGAGCAUCUUAAGAAGCAGAAGCCUUCAGAUUUUUAGCUUUAGGUUCGGAGGCCUAUGCUACUCUCUCUCUCCCUCUCCCUCUCCCUCUCUUACUGCUCAGCUUUUGAGGUAGGAGCUAGUUUCUACGGCCAAGAGGAUAGAGUUGUACAUUUUGAUGCAACAUAGAAAUCAGUUUUUAUCCAAUUUGGUUUGAAAUUCUAUUCUGGGCAGGUGAGUUAGGAAUCAGGUUGUAUAGUUAUGUUUUAACUUUAACAACAACUCAUGGGAACUGCAAGAAUGUAUUUUUGAAGUUCCUUCUAUCAUUAUUGGUUGUCAAUCAAGGAGAAUUUUUUGAGUCAGAAUGUUUUUGCU